Molecule: messenger RNA, 2215 nt
Organism: Chara braunii
Lineage: Eukaryota; Viridiplantae; Streptophyta; Charophyceae; Charales; Characeae
Source: the annotation of a GenBank genome assembly
UCUAAUCGUCGAUGCAGGGACGUACCAUUCUUAGUGCUAUUCCUUGCGUUCUGGGGUGGAAUGAUCGCCUUCGCUGCCAUUAGUUUCAUCGACGGUAAUCCUCGCAGAUUGCUAUACGGAAUAGACUACAACGGCAACCUCUGCGGGACCAAGGGUGGUGACCCGGACCUCAGUGGGUUCAACGUGAGGUACUGGAUGAACCCGAAGCAGUUGAUGGAGGGAGGCGACCUCACGCUUUCGCUGAGCCUGAGGGAUGCGAGAGCCAUUUGUCUGGAGGAUUGUCCAUCGCUGGCGGAGGGCAACAACGUCUUGUCGUGGGUCUGCGAUUACCCCCAGAUCAACGGCAAAAAUGCGUCCAGUCCGCUGCAUCAGCUGAGUCUAGCCGAGUGGGGCAGACGCAAUUACGACUACUACGAUCUGCUCGAUGGUAAUCAGCGGAGGUCCUCGUUGGCCUUACACGGCCCCUGCUACCCGGUGCUGAUCGAGUCGACGAGUCUUUUCAGGAGUUGUCAGCCUGCGGGGAACAUCAGCGCCGCCAAAUACGAUCUGUGGCUCCAAAUGAACGGCUCCGAGAUCACUUUUCACAACAAGCCAGUUUGGGAUGUCGUCAACGAGUAUUUGAGUGCGCCGUCGUCGGUGCUGGAGCGGUACGUUGCCGAUCUUGGGAAGGCAUGGGUGGUGCUCGUCGUGUGCGGAGCCAUAGCUCCCUUCGUCCUGUCCUUCGCCUGGCUGAUCCUCGUGCGCUACUCGGCUAGGCUUACGGUCUGGCUCACCGUGUUCCUCGUGAAUGUCCUUGCUAUUGCCGUGAUGCUUCUGUUCUACGUGAAGGGUGGGUGGGUUGGCAAGGGUACCAUCAGUGCGGUUAUGGGCAGCAAAGCCUCGGCUUUGACGGUGGGUUUCGAUGGUGCAGAGGCGGAGCGGAAUGACCUGCGAAUCGUGGCCGUUCUUUUCACGGUCCUCGUGGCCGUCCUCAUCUUGUUCAGCUUGGUCAUGCUUCGCCGCCUGCACUUCGCCGCUGGAAUCCUAAAGGUCGCGUCCAAGGCGAUGGUUGCCAUCCCAUCUCUGCUGGUCUUUCCGAUCUUCCCAUUCGUCGUCGCAGUGGCCUUUGGGAUUUACUGGGUGCUGGUGGCCAUGUACCUGUUCAGUGCUGGGGAGAUCACUCGCCGUCAGUGUAGCAGUGGAGCCGACUGCAGAUCCUACAGCGUUCCGCUCCUGGAAACCGUCACUGGCCCCGAGCAUUGCUGCGGCUACGACAUCACGUUUAACUCCAAGCUCAAGUGGGCCAUGGUUUACCAUAUCUUAGGCUGCUUCUGGACUCUGCAGUUCAUCGUGGCGUGCUCGAUGACUAUCAUCGCCGGGGCGGUUGCUAGCUUUUACUGGGCGAAGAGCGAUUACGCGACCCUGCCCUACCACCCCGUGAUGAAUGCCACUAGGCGCACGCUCGUGUAUAGCCUGGGAUCUAUGGCCCUCGGCUCUCUCGUUGUCGCCGCAGUCGAACUCAUCCGUUGGUUUUGCGACUACCUGAGACGGAAGCUCAUCGCUGAUGACAACAGCGUUCUGAGGUACGUUUGCUGCUGCACCGAGUGCUGCCUCGUUUGCCUCGACUACGUCGUCAAGUUCAUCAAUCGCAACGCCUACAUCAUGAUCGCUAUUAAGGGCUUCAGCUUCUGUGAGGCGGCGGGCAAAGCGUCCGUCCUCAUUGUGGACAACGUUUUGCGCGUCGCCGCUGUCAAUGUGAUCGGCGAUUUCGCGCUCUUCCUGGCCAAGCUCAUGGUGUCCUUCGCCUGCGCGUUUUUCGCUUUCGUGAUGUUGGAGGACAGGCGCUACAGGGAGGGGGAGGCGAGGGUGUCCAGCCCUCUUGCGCCGGUAUUAUUUUGCAUGGGGGUCAGCUUCAUCGUCGCGUACAUAUUCUUCACUGUCGUGGAAAUGGCCAUGGACACCAUCCUCUUGUCGUUUUGCGAAGAUUGCGAGGAGAACAACAACAUCCCGCGGUUCGCUCCGAGGCUGCUGAUGGACACGCUGAAGAUGGCGCAACACGAGCACGAGGAGAAAAUGAAGGCGAGAGAGAGAAGGCGGAGACGACGGGAAGCAGAUCACCGACUGCCCACCGUUGUAGGUGUCGUUCCUUGACCAAGGAAACGGACCAUGUGAGUGUUUUUCUUUUUUUUUUUUCUCACCUUUUUCUCCCCCUUUCAGUUGCCUAUUUAUAGACGCG